This is a messenger RNA of Oncorhynchus masou masou (cherry salmon), 1833 nucleotides long. RefSeq names its product inhibin beta C chain. The record is from RefSeq and is a predicted model, not a curated record. The transcript is spliced from 2 exons. Lineage: Eukaryota; Metazoa; Chordata; Actinopteri; Salmoniformes; Salmonidae. Gene Ontology annotation, molecular function: cytokine activity; growth factor activity. Bases 31 to 1170 code for a protein of 379 amino acids. Gene Ontology annotation, cellular component: extracellular region.
ACAGGGUGCACCUCUGAGAACAAACCAACCAUGCCUAGCUCAGUCGCAUUGCGUUUUCUCUUCUCUUGGGUGGCCCUCCUCUCCAGCCUCCAUCAGGGGGAGGGCCGGCCCCGCCUGGCCAAAGACAGUACACCCCACCUGGGACAAGAGGAGAGCCAGAGGGCCCUGCUCCUGGAGGCAGUGAAGACAGGCAUCUUGAGCUCCGUGGGGAUGGAGAAGGAGCCCAGGCCCAGGGAAUCGGCUUCAGAGGAGGAGCUGAGGAGGAUGCAUCAGCUCUACAGGGAAACACUGAGACAGCUGACAGGGAACUCCAGUCAGGGGGGGAAAUCCCGGCAUUCCCCUUGUAGGAGAUCCACCCUGCUUCUCCCAGUCACAGUGGAGCCUUUCAAAGUGCUUCGGACUGAUGAGGAACACACUUCAGAUGUGCUUUGGUACAGAGCUGUCUUCCACAAGAACCCAAACAUCAGGAAGGAUCUCACUUUGGCCUGGGCUGAGCUGAAGCUCUACAGACAAUUGUUGGAUGGCUCGAAAGCUGCCGAGCCCAAGAUUAGUGAAGAGGUUCAUGUUAAGAUCUAUGAGACGAAACCGCUGAACUCUUCUCUAUUGAUUCACACAGAGACCCUUGUUCAGACGGUCGCUACAAGAACUGGAGAUUUGACUUUGGACAUCAGAACUGUUGUUGAAAAGUGGAGAGGGAGGACGGACGGCCCCUCUCUGGUUGUGGAAGUAGGACUGGCCAUCGAAGAGGGUACUGAUCCCAAGAGGACCCCUCAGAUGGUCCUGGAGGUAGACCUUGUAGAGCCUAGAUCAGCAGGCAGAAGGAGACGGACUCGCUCCAACAAAGAAGACAACUGCGAUGAAGACGGUCGCUGCUGCCGAAAGUCUGUCAACGUGUCCUUCAAGGAGAUUGGCUGGUCAGACUGGGUCGUUGCCCCCGAUGGUUACAACAUGCACUUCUGUGACGGCUCCUGCCCCCACAACUACAAGCCAGCUAGCAUGCACGCGCAGGUGAAGUCUCGUCUUCAUCACAUCAACAAGGGAGCAACACCUCGGCCCUGUUGUGUGCCGGCAGCCUAUGAACCUAUGGUCCUCAUGCACUACGACAGUCGGGGAAAGUUGAAGCUCACACCCUUCAAUGACUUGAUUGUCAGCAAAUGCCACUGUGCUUGAGUUCUUCGGGACAAGACCAGGCAAGGACAAAAAAAGAGAGUUGGAACAAACUUUUUCCUUUUGCCGAGCCAUUAGAUACAAUGUGCUAGUGGUACAUUCUGAAAUAGAAGGGAUACUGUUUUCAAAGGAAGUAAGAAAAUAACAGUUGUCAUGCUCAAUUAGUGACAUUCCUAAUGUCCUUUUCAAUGGUUAAACAAACAAAAAUACCCAACAUCAUCCAUCAUCCAUGGAUUCUGAGAGCAAAAAUAGGUUCAUUGUAAACAAUUCAAGUUACUGUGGAGUGAUGAUUCUGAUAUGUACUAUUUUAUUUGGAAGAUUACACUUAUGUUAGUCUCAUGUGGCCCGUAAUGUCAUAUUCUUCCAAGACUAUGUACAAAAUUACAUUAUGUAUUGUAAUUUAUUUAACAGUGUCUAAAACAUAUUUGUAUUGUUUGUAGUUUCCAAUGUUACAAUAUUUAGUAUGUUCCUUACAUCACUGUACUUUAAAUAUAUAUUCAAUUGAAUUUAAUGCUAUGUACAGUAUUAUUUCCAAACAUUUUGGAAGUUUGUCCAGAGAAAAUAUACUAUUCUUUAACAUUUCAAUAAUAGUAGUAUGGAUAUUACUACUGUUUAUGUUGGGUCGUUGUGCCUGAAUCCAUCUGUACACAAACUUUACAAUAAAUA